CGACUCACCGUUAGAAAUUGAAAACCCUAAUUUCCUCUCUCUUCUUCUUCUUCUUCUUCUUCUUCUUCUUCUUCUUCUUCUUCUCUGCAAAUCAAUGGAGGAGUCUCAGAAACUCACCGAGUACGAACGCAAGCGACUCGACAACAUUCGCCGCAACGAAGAAAUGGUGGCUGCUCUCAAACUCCAUUCCAAAGCCGCCAAACUCGCCAAGCGUCCAAGGGUCGCAAAAAAAGAGAUAUGGGAGAAGAUACCCAAAAUCGAAACUGAAACCCCAGUUGUUCUCCGGCGCUCCGCGCGAGCAAGGGGUGCUCCACCCGAUUACACAGGUUUAGUGGAUCCUGUACUUUCCAACGCCCUCGCUUACAAAUUUCCCACCAGAGCUAAACCUGGUGUCAAAACUUUGGGUCCUCUUUCCAUGUCGGAUGGUCAUAGAGGUUCGCACGCUCAAUCCGAUCGCGCUUUCUUGGAUUCGCUUCUGGGUAUGGCCAGCGAGGAAGAAAAAAAACUUGGUGGUAGCAGAAAAUCUGGGAAAAUUCUGAAUGGUAAUGGUGCGAAAAGGGGGAAGAAGACAAAUGAGGGUUCCCUUAAUUUGGAAUCUCUGAAUUUGGAUCCCGAGAAUAUAGCAAGGGUUGUUCCUGAAAGGAUAGUUCAAGUCCAAUUUUUUCCUUCUAGUAGUAACAAGAUGAUUGUUGUGGGUGAUAAGGGUGGGCAUAUUGGAUUCUGGGGUGUUGGGAAAAGGUUAACUUAUUUAUACCGUCCCCAUCAGGCUCCGAUUUCGGGGAUUUCGGUUCAGCAACGUUGUUUGUCUAAGAUAUACACAAGUUGUUAUGAUGGAGUUGUUCGGCUAAUGGAUGCUGAGAAGGAAAUCUUUGAUUUGGUGUUUACGAGUGAUGAUGAAGGGAUAUUUUCUCUUUCUCAACCAAAGAAUGAUUCAAACUGUAUAUACUUUGGUGAUGGUUCUGGGGGUUUCACUGUUUGGGAUUGCAGGACUGGAAAAUGUUCAUCCAGUUGGGCUUUGCAUGAAAAUAAGAUUAACACAAUCGAUUUCAACUGUGAAAACCCUCACAUUGUAGCUACUGGUUCCACUGAUAGAACUGCCUGCACCUGGGAUUUGAGAUAUACUGGUGGGGAUAAGCCCACAGCCUUGAAGACUCUUACCCACCAAAAGUAUGUGCAAUCUGCGUACUUCUCUCCUUCUGGAUGCAGCCUUGCAACUACAUGCGCGGACAACACAAUUAGUAUAUACAGUGGAGUUAACUUGGAGGAUGCAACUUCUAUUUAUCAUGACAAUUUCACCGGUAGAUGGCUUUCUCCUUUCAGAGCAAUAUGGGGUUGGGAUGACUCAUAUCUCUUCAUCGGAAAUAUGAAAAGAGGAGUUGACGUUGUCUCUGCUACUGAAAGGGCAAUAGUUACGACUCUACAGAGCCCACACAUGUCUGCCAUUCCUUGCAGAUUCAAUGCUCACUUUACCGAAGUUGGGAUGCUAGCAGGAGCAACAGGCGGAGGUCAGGUCUAUAUUUGGACGUUGUAAUAGGAUGUUUAUUCUCAACGGGCUUCUGUCGUAUACUUGUAUGCAUUGAAAUGACAUUUUUUGUUGGUUUCCAAUCUUCAAGCUGUAUUCAUGUAAAGCAUUGUCUAUGUGCCAUGUACUUCUGGUAGAAAUUGACUAUUAAUUAUUUU
Lotus japonicus is the source of this 1680-nucleotide messenger RNA. RefSeq lists its product as uncharacterized. The coding region runs from base 95 to 1531 and encodes 478 amino acids. Lineage: Eukaryota; Viridiplantae; Streptophyta; Magnoliopsida; Fabales; Fabaceae. The transcript has 5 exons. Gene Ontology annotation, molecular function: DNA binding; protein binding. The record is from RefSeq and is a predicted model, not a curated record. Gene Ontology annotation, biological process: regulation of DNA damage checkpoint. Gene Ontology annotation, cellular component: nucleus.